UUGCUCCUUUGAAACCCCGGUUCAGCUCCUCUCGCUUGCUUGGGCCACUGGGCGACGCUGUCAGCAUGGAACUCGAGCCGACGGGUGUGGUGGGACAGGUAGUUCAUGACUUCGAACAGCAGAGGCCGAAGAGCCUUGAACAGCUUGCAACAGCCCGCAAGGCGGCGACGAAGACUGUGGAGAAAGCCUCCUUCCUGCUGCAGCCCAAGGCCGCCGUGAGGGCGGAGAACGUGGCGAGAGGUCAGACGCAGGUCGACCGCGCGGCUCGCCGGCUGAAGGAAGACACGAGGGAUCUUGAGCACUUGAGCCAGGGCUGGGCCAACGCUUACGCCGACCUCUCGAAGGAGUUGGUGCUGAUGGGUGACAUGAGGGCCUGGACGGAAACGCUGGAGCUUAAGCUACGCUCAGUAAAGGCGGAGCUUGAGCACUCGAAGGGGUGCAUGGUAGCGUGGCAACGGUUAAACGACGAAGAUGCAGAAGACCGAUGAGGAGAAGCGGACGAUGAGGCCGCAAAGCUUUUCAGCUGUAAUGGUCUCUCAUCUCGAAGUCGUUUUCUUUCUUUCUUUAGUUUGGCAUCGACAACGCUGAUCAAUUAGGAGACGUUAAACUUGCGAAUUGCGGCAUGUAAAACGCGGAAAUACGUGUUACUCCUCGGGCCCUCCCCGGCCGGGAGGGGCGCGGAGGAUAUUGGACGAUCUGCAGCAGUAGUCUAGUCUCCGGAAAAGAGAGAGAGGGGGAGGGGGCGGAGGCAGGUGGAACAAGUUGAGCGGGGGGCGGGGCGGGGGGGGGNUUGACGUCGCAGACAAGGUACGUGUUGCAGGCACUGGAUGCGUGUGUGUGGUAUCGCGGUGGAUGUACAUGAGGUUCUUUUGCAAAGAAAGUGUUGGCGUCUUGUAAGUAGUAAAUUACGAGUGACAUCUUGGAAAGCAACAACUAUCGGAAGCCCCAUCCCUUUUAGGCUACGAGGAUACUUCUGGUCGUGCCAUGCCCAUGCGUGGGGGUUGUUUCGUCGUCCUACGUGAUCCCCCCCCCCUCGUCGAGAUAAAGCUUCGCGCUGCGGGGCAACAAGACCAUGUUCGAAUACCCCGUGGCCCGCCCACCCCACCAUGUGUCGUUGACAAACACUCGGCGAGAGGGGGAGAGGAACUCCACGGUUGUCUCGGAAAGCGCGGAAGGAACUGAAACAUCGCAAAACAACAACAGUAACACCACACGCCCUCGCUGGUAAGCGAAAUGUGUCUAUGUUUCGUAUACCGAUUGCGUCGCACAUCACGCUCUCGCACCCACCCUUUCCUAAGUCAGCGUGUCUUAACAAUCGGUGUCCACCCGGGACAAUCAAGUGUCGACGCCCGGACUCGGAAAAACACAACAGUACCAACGACACCACCACCAUCACCAACAACAACAACAACGUCUUCGUCCGCGUGAAUGAAAUCUACCUCACACAUACAUGCGUGUUUGCCUGUUGUCUACAUGUGUAACGCGCUCACCUAAACCGGAGCGAGUAAGCAUAGGCUAUAAUAGAGGAGCGAGAGAGCAAGGUGCUAGGGUACGACCUAUAUGCUCCCCCCUCCGACUCUAUUAUUUCGCCCCCCCCCCGCCCGCCUCUCCCGCCCGAUAUUAUUGAGUGUGACAUGACAUGGUGUGAUACCCGUGAACGAAUACGUCUUUCGUCAGACUGUCGGACCCAUCCCACGCAACAUCCCGAAAAACAUGCCGGUCCCGUGUGUAUCCUACAGCCCUCACGGAAUAUUCCAGAAAUACUAAUCUCCGGUCCUGCUCCCUUUGCAUUGGGGGACCAGAAGGAAAACACGAAUGCACCUCCGAGAGAGACAGAGACAGAGAGACAGAGAGACAGAG
Molecule: messenger RNA, 1860 nt
Organism: Ectocarpus sp. CCAP 1310/34
Lineage: Eukaryota; Phaeophyceae; Ectocarpales; Ectocarpaceae
Source: the annotation of a GenBank genome assembly